Molecule: messenger RNA, 10614 nt
Organism: Gadus chalcogrammus (walleye pollock)
Lineage: Eukaryota; Metazoa; Chordata; Actinopteri; Gadiformes; Gadidae
Gene: zbtb41
Product: zinc finger and BTB domain containing 41
Exons: 10
Coding region: 254-3124 (956 amino acids)
Biological process (GO): regulation of transcription by RNA polymerase II
Cellular component (GO): nucleus
Molecular function (GO): DNA-binding transcription factor activity, RNA polymerase II-specific; RNA polymerase II transcription regulatory region sequence-specific DNA binding; protein binding
Source: RefSeq, a predicted model, not a curated record
GGUAAAACAGCCUAGGAUAGGAUAGGAUCGGGGUCCUUAAGGUGAUUAGGGGUCUUUAAGGUGGUGGUUAGGGGUCCUUAAGGUGAUUAGGGGUCUUUAAGGUGGUGGAUAGUGGUACUUAAGGUGGAUAGGGCCCCUUAAGGUCCUUAAGGUGGUGGAUAGGGGUCCUGAAGUUGCCGGAUAGGGGUCCUUAAGGUCAUUAAGGUGGUCGAUAGGGGUCUUUUUCCGUGAUAGUUUAUUGUCAGACAACGAAAUGAAGAGGAAGUCCAACCAACCCCAGCAGUCAAAAUGUGCCGGCACCAUCACAGACCGCCCAAAGACCACCGAGGCGGUCUCUGUGGCUGCUACAGAACCACACAGAGUCUCAGAACCAGCUGUGGCAAAACCAAGACACCUGUCUAUGUCCCAUCACAGCCUCAGCCUCCUCAGGUUCCUGAACGAAGACCGGAACAGGGAGCGGUUCUGUGACGUGUCUGUGGCUGUGGGCGGUAACAUCUAUAAAGCCCACAAAGUGGUGCUGGCCCAGGGCAGCAGCUACUUCCACGCAGAGCUGUCCAAGAACCCCUCCACGGGGCGGGUCACCCUGGACCACGUGGACGAGUCUGUGUUCAGACACCUCCUGGGCUUCCUCUACACCUCUGAGUGCGUGGUGGCCGAGGCGGAGGUCCCAGCUCUCAUGGAGGCGGCUCGCUUCCUGGACAUGAUGGAGGUGCUAAAGCUGCUGUGUGUGGAGGUAGGGGACGUUUGCCGGUCCCAGACGGAGAGGGACAAGGAGGUGGGGACUACUGGGACCACCGGGCGUCCAGAGGGGAUGGUCCGUGAGGAUCCACCAACCAGCACUGCAUGCUCCAUGUGUGGCCGCAGGCUGUGCAGCAUGAAGUCCCUGCAGAACCACAUGGUCCGGAGUCACGGGCUCCAACGCCGCGGGGAGCCGGCCCAGGAGCGGCCUGGGCCCAUCGCAGGGCCGGCUGAGACGGCUACCGGGGCCCGGAGGUCAGCUCGCAGCCGGAAGACCCCCGCCAAGUACAAGAGGGAUUUGCUCACGGUGUACCCCCUGGCUAAGCCCAAAGAGAAGCCCACCACCUCGUCAGCAAAAGAGGAGGAGGACGAGGAUGAGGAAGACGAGGAGGAGGAGGAGGAGGAGGAAGAAGAAAAAAGGGAAGGAGACACACUCAUGAAAAAGCCUAACCCUAAAUUGGACUUGAGCGAGACGUCGCAGUUUCAGACGGACAAUGAGGAGGAGGGAGUGAGGAUGAGGGAGGGGAGCGAGGCAGUGGUCGGAGGUGAAGGCUCGCUGAAGCGUGCAAAAUGGCAGCAGAGUUCUUCAGAAGCUGACGCUAAGCUGGGCCUCUCCGGGCCCCCAGGGGCCCCGACCGUGAAGAAUGUCCCCCAGGCUCCGGUGUACCCUGAGGGUCUGGCCCCCAUCCUCAUCCACCAGGCCAACAAGAAGAUCCUCAAGUGCCCCAAAUGUGACAAGACCUUUGACCGUGCAGGGAAGUACGAGAGUCACACCAGGGUGCACACGGGCGAGAAGCCCUUCCAGUGCGACGUCUGUCUCCAGCGCUACUCCACAAACUCCAACCUGACGGUGCACAAGAAGAAGCACGCGGGAGACUCGCAGCUCCAGAAGAAGAAUCACAAGUGUCCUUUCUGCAGCAAGCUGCACGCCAGCCGCAAGACGCUCACCAAGCACGUCAGGAGAUUUCACCCCGACCAGAUGCAGGAGUUUCUUGCCAUGCGCACCAAGAAGAGUGACGGCUGGAAAUGUGCGGUGUGUCUGAAGACCUUCACACGCAGGCCUCACCUUGAAGAACACAUGAUCCUACACAGCCAGGACCGGCCCUUCAAAUGCACCUUCUGUGACCAACACUUUAAGUCCAGGUUCGCCCGACUGAAGCACCAGGAAAAGUUUCAUUUGGGUCCAUUUCCCUGUGGGAUCUGCGGCCGACAGUUCAACGACACGGGCAACAGAAAGAGGCACAUCGAGUGUACCCACGGGGGCAAACGGAAAUGGACCUGCCCCGUUUGCGGGAAAUCAGUGAGGGAGCGGACCACCCUGAAGGAGCACCUGAGGAUCCACAGCGGGGAGAGACCACACCUCUGCAGCAUCUGUGGCCAGAGCUUCCGCCAUGGCAGCUCGUACAGGCUCCACCUCAGAAUGCACCACGAUGACAAGCGCUACGAGUGUGAGGAAUGCGGGAAGACAUUCAUUCGCCACGACCACCUGACCAAACACCAGAAAACUCACUCUGGGGAGAAAGCGCACCAGUGUGAGCAAUGUGGGAAGUGUUUCAGAAGGCCCGACCAUCUGACGGUCCACUACAAAACCGUGCAUCUGGGAGAGAAAGUGUGGCAGAAGUAUAAAACUGCGAUGCACGAGUGUGAGGUUUGCAAGAAAGAAUUCAAAGGGAAGUCCAGCCUUGAAAUGCACUUCAGGACACACUCUGGUGAGAAGCCUUACUGGUGCUCCGAGUGCCACCAGAGCUUCCGCAUCAAGAAGACGCUGACCAAGCACAUGGUGACCCACUCCGACGCACGCCCCUUUAACUGCCCCCACUGCAGCGCCACCUUUAAGAGGAAGGACAAGCUCAAGUACCAUGUGGACCACGUGCACGUCAUCAACACGGUGGUCCUCGAUGCCGACAAGUUGGCCGCCGCCACCGCCGCCACUCUCCCCCCGUACAGGGAUGCGCAGAAGGGGUACCAGGCCGAGUCCGGCGAACCGCCACGGCACGCGGCCACGGUCAAUGGCAGUCCUCCGAUGACGCUGGCGCCCAUCCCCAUGUCUGCCGACUCUGCCAUGCAGCAGAGAGGGGGCUUGGAGGGCAGCGGCGGACAUCAGAGCCCCCUGUCCCCCCAGCCACCCCCCGGCGUCCUCCCCAUGCACCCCCAGGGCCCGCUGCCUCCCGGCGUCCUCCCCAUGCACCCCCAGGGCUCGCCCCCGGCCGCUGCCUACCAGGCGGCCGCCGAGGCCUUCCUGGAGAAGUACGCCCUUACCCCGCAGCCCACGGCCGUGCUCCACACCGUGCGCUCCCACCACAUGCUGGACCCCCGGGAGCAGUCCUACCUCGGGACGCUGCUGGGGCUGGACCCGGCGGCGCCCGGCUUGGACCACGCUCACUGACCGGCCUCGGGGGGGGGCCCCGGCUCGGACCACGCUCACUGACCGGCCUCGGGGGGGGCCCCGGCUCGGACCACGCUCACUGACCGGCCUCAGGGGGGGGCCCCGGCUCGGACCACGCUCACUGACCGGCCUCGGGGGGGGCCCCGGCUCGGACCACGCUCACUGACCGGCCUCGGGGGGGGCCCCGGCUCGGACCACACUCACUGACCAGCCUCUUGGACCCCGGCUCGGACCACGCUCACUGAAUGGCCUCGGGGGGGGCCCCGGCUCGGACCACGCUCACUGACCGGCCUCAGGGGGGGGCCCCGGCUCGGACCACACUCACUGACCAGCCUCUUGGACCCCGGCUCGGACCACGCUCACUGAAUGGCCUCGGGGGGGGCCCCGGCUCGGACCACGCUCACUGACCGGCCUCGGGGGGGGGCCCCGGCUCGGACCACGCUCACUGACCGGCCUCGGGGGGGGGCCCCGGCUCGGACCACACUCACUGACCAGCCUCUUGGACCCCGGCUCGGACCACGCUCACUGAAUGGCCUCGGGGGGGGCCCCGGCUCGGACCACGCUCACUGACCGGCCUCGGGGGGGGCCCCGGCUCGGACCACGCUCACUGACCGGCCUCGGGGGGGGCCCCGGCUCGGACCACGCUCACUGUCUGGCCUUGGGGGGGGCCCCGGCUCGGACCACGCUCACUGACUGGCCUCUUGGGAGGGAGGAACACUUUGACCGUCAUAUGAGCUAACAUCGCCUUACAUCAUUGUUGAGUAGUCAAUUUUGAUUGGUCAAUAACGUUUCAAGGGUAUGCAUUUUUUUUUUUUAAGUGAUUGGAAACCAUCACUUAAGGGGAGGAAAAGGGAAGCCUUUUAACCGUGUCAAAUCAAUGCACUACAAAACAUUAACAACAAUGGUUAAACUUUAAAGUAUUGUUGACCGGAUGUCUGCUCGACGACAACACAAUCACAUUCGCUGCAGAAGAAUAUUUAAAUUUCGGCAAUGUUCAAUGUUCCUUUUCUCCUUCGUGCAGCAUUCAAAUAAGAGGUCCCUACUGGUCCGGGUACUAAAGUAUAAUCCGUAUUCCCAGCAAAAUCCUUAAGUGGAUGAAUGAUAAUACAUUGUCCAUGUUUUUUCCAAUGUCCAUGAACUUCAAGAAUAUCAAGUAGAUCAAACUAGAAAAACAGCCUUUAUUUAUUUAUUUUUUUGUCAGGCACUAACCCUAACCAAAAACGAGAAAUCGAUUUGAAUUAUCCUUACAAAUUGAAGACCACAAGUGAGUGGAAUCAGAGAGGGUAAACCGGAAGUAAACUUAAACCAUGAAAAUGAUCAGAUUAAGCUAGAUACCUCAUUAGUGUGAUCUAUAGUGAUAAUAUUGUAAUUAAGUGGCAUUAGUUAUUGUGGAAAGUGUUACCUCUAUCCGCUACCUAAAUAAAGAACAUCUAUAAAUCACCAGCAGAUGUAGAUUUAUUGGAAAUGUAAUUUAUCAUUAAUAACCGUAUUAUUACUAUAAUUUAAAACCCUUUCAAUGUAUAGCCUUACAAAGGUGGAGACAUGGGCAGACUUUUCCCUGAAGUCGGUGAUUAAAGGGCCUAUUUGUCCUAACCCAAUGUAGCCAAACGCUACCCUGAAGACAUAUUUAUCUAGGUUUGGACAUUGCUGGAAACAAUUGGGACAAAUUACCGAACUAAACUAAAUGUUAGUAUUAAACUACAUGGGACAAGAAGUUAAGUCAAGUAUAUGUGUCUAUAAUUUAAUGAAUGGAUUUAAUUUUCUAUUACUAUAUAGACCCGUGUAUAGAGUUAUAUUGAAGCAAAAUAAAGCAUUUGACAUCUUCAUGUCAUACAUCUAAAUCUACAAGCACUUCUAUCCUGAUGGUGGUUUCUACUAAACCUUCGCCCAAUAAGCAUAAUCCAUACAGGGAUACGCAGGAUAAAGAAUAACACAAAAACAUGUUUGUAGUUUUAUCGAUUCUAUUUCUGCAGAGACUGCGCAUGGCGGUGUUCACUCUACUAAUGUUAACCUUACUGCUUCCAGAGACGCCAUUACUGUCUCCAGCAGCGGCCUAUGUUUUGCCUCAAGUAGGUUGUUGAUAGUCAGACCCUUUUGUCCCAGACAGAUGACCCAUGCAACCAAUCUUGCACUCAAAGAGGCUCUAUACUUAUAGAGGUAUGACAAAAGGUGUUCUGCAGAAGCAUGUGUCCUGUGCAAAUUUGACUGAGGGAAGGUGGCUGCUCCAAGAGGUAGUGGAGACCAGGCCCCUCAUUUAUCAAGAGUCCGUAGAAGAAAUUAUAAAUCCUAUCGUACAAAUGACAUUUUUAAUGUUCGUAUGCAUGAAAAUGUCGAAAUUAAUGAAGCAUUAUUAUGAUUGUCAUAGCCGCAAUAUCCCUUGAUAAAUACUGGUCCUGCUAAAUCCUCACGCUCGUUGCAUAUGGAGCAUUAUACACUGAUGAGUAAUUCAAGCUGACAUUUCUUGGUACACUCUCUGCCGAGCCCUGUUUCAGGUAGCUGGUUUUGAGGCAACCCCGAGUUUGUUCGCUCUGAGUUAGUGGAAACUCUGGGUUUUCCGUUUCAGGUAGCAGGUUCAGCGCAACCGAGAGUUAGUUGCUGCGGCAACAUACGCCGUGGACCUAACCUGCUCGGGAGGUGGUUAGACCUACUCUGAGUUUGUUGUCUAUAAGGCUGAAGGCAGCUCUCCGACAGAAGGAAGUGUUAGAAAUGGCAUGUCCUUUUCUACGAGAGCCUGUGGACGUAGAGGCUGCGAUCCUCAGAAGGAAUCUCCGUGAGGAACGAUUAUUAAGACCCCGGUUUUUUCCUGAUAAUUUUCUUCACGAGCGCUAUCGUUUUUCAGCGCAAUAUAUCAUUUAUUUAGAGCACCUUCUCAGCCCCCAUGUUAACUGUCAAACGCACCGGGGGCAUGCUUUAAGUUUAUUUAUUUAUUUUUUAUCGCAAUUAACGCAUGUGCAGAAUGAUCCGCCCCGUGCAUCCCACCCGCUCUGUACUACAGUCACUUCAACGUUGUGGCUUUCCCAUGAUCAGAGUAGCUGACUAACCACGGACCUAUAACUGCUGCAAGUCAAGAAACUCAUUUUAAGAAUGCAAGGCAGAAAAGACCCUGGUACUGCUUUUAACCAGAUGCUGUUCUUCUCUACAUGCACAUGCUCAGCAUAAUCGUCUGCAUUGUUCACUGAAGUAAAACCCUUUGAGUAAACUGUUCAACAAAAUAACUUGUCCCACCACAGCCCGUGUUCUAAUAAAGACAAUCUACUAAUUAUGAGGAUUUUUUUAUUUCCUGAAAGCACAAAAAAAAAAGUCAUUUAUAUUGGGUAUGUUUUUAUAGCAGGGAACAGUAGCCUAUCCCAGUUUGCACCUCACCCACCUAUAACUUAUGUUCCAAAAUUUGGAUCUUUUGAAUUGUUACAAUUGCAUGGAGGUUGGUGAGGGCAUCUGGUUCAAGUAGGGCGAUGACGCCAUCAGUAACUGGAAGAAGAUGAUUAGACAGUGCAAUUAUUACUUGAGCCAGAAUAUUGCCCCAUCUAAUAUGCAACGCGCUGGGUUGCGUGUACAUAUUUAAUUAUUUUGAAUAACCAACCUCUUAUACUGUAAAGGCACUUCUAUCCUGGGGGGUGGGGGGGAUCAGAGGAGCUCCCCCCAGGGAUGCCCUCAGCCACAGGACGCAUACUCUGUUGGCUGAGGGCCAUCUCCUCAGCCUAUGUGAGGGCUGCAGGUGGUGGACUCCCUCCAGUCUGCCGGGCCUCUGCAUUUUUUCGAUUUGCUAACAUGGAGGAAAAUGUUACCCUAAUAUUCAGUAAGCGCUAUUUUGAAGACACAUAUAUGUUUAUAAAUUUAUUUUGCCUAGGUGUAGCCUUCUAAUAUAUCUAAAUCCUAUUAAAUAUUGGCAGUGUUGGGGUGGCUAGGAAAUGUAGGCCUACUACUUACAUUUACUGCUUAAAUAUAGUAUACACAUAUAAUACAUGUUGAACAUAGCUGUUAAAUUAGGUAGAGCAGGCAAAACAGCACAAUUGAUUUGAUUUCAAUUAAACAUUAGUUUACCUGUUUAAACUAUAUUUUUGUACUUCAUUUGCUGCCAAGUCCUUGGGGGCAACUCGGGGUUGCGUAAAUUGACACACACACACACACACACACACACACACACACACACACACACACACACACACACACACACACACACACACACACACACACACACACAAUUUACAUAUUGAAUAAGUGGAAGAUAUUAAACUUUCCUCUUAUUUUAUUUUAUUUUACUAAUUUAUUUGACUCACGCAUUGACUUGUUCAACUAUUUCCUGCCAAGCUCUCUCUCGCGCUCUCGCUGCCGCGGCGGUAUUGCUUUUUUUUGUUAAAAUGGGUAACUGCUCGGCAUACACGUUCAUUAGAAUUUCCAAUUCCGUGGGGGAAAAGUAAGUGGAUCUACGCUUUUGGUCCAUGUUUGAUCAUGUUAUCAGAGAUCCAUUGAUGAUGGCUCUUGAUAGUCAACAGGCACGCCCUCAACCCAGAGUGAACAUACUCAGAGUUGAUUAACCCAACGCUGAUCACCUGUUCUGAAACCGAAAACCCAGAGUUGCUUUUCAACCCUGAACUCUGAGUCAACCAACUCAGAGCGCAGGAUUAAACUCAGAGUAUGUUAAACCAGCUACCUGAAACAGGCCUCCGGUCUCCCUUCUACACUAAAGGAUUCAGAGUUUGCAUAGUGUCCCUCUGCCCCGCAUAGUAGUCUAUCAGAGGAUAAAAGUACGCGUUUGCUAAAUACUUUAGCGAACACAGACCAUUGUGAGGUUGACCAAGGUCUCUAGAGAUUUGCCUGGACAGUAUCAUUGGCCAGUCAAUUCUCUUUGUUUACUGAUUUAAAUUCAUUGUCGGAUGAUGAUUGUCUGUCGCUCCUAUGUUGUUGGGAAAUUUUGCCAUGGAGGUUCCUCUUUAUAUCGGUCUAUUGGGCAGCGAUUCAAGGAAACAGAUUGAAUGUACUGUGUGCAUGAAGUCAUGAUAUUAUCAUUAGGGGUGGGAAAAAUAAUCGAUUUUCCGAUGCAUCGCGAUUCUCUCUAGAACGAUUCCGUCUCGAUGCAGAUAAAUUAAUAAUCUGAAUUAAUUUGUUUGCCUGCUGCAACAUUCAGUUCGCCAGAGGGAUUAUUUUAGUAAUUUUAAAACUAUUUAAUUUAUCUUCAGUGUGUAUUGGCCAAUCUGAUUUGUCUUUACACGAUUGCGAUUCAGCCUACACAUAGCAUGCACGCGAACUCAAAGCCAGGAUGUAUGUUUUUAAAGAUCACGCAUGGAAAUGUACAUAAGAAAAAUGUGUUUUGAUCGAAUCGUUGACCUCAUAAUCGGAAUCGAAUCGUGAGUUGCCAAGAGAUUCCCACCCCUAAUUAUCAUGGAGUGCAGGCCAAAAUUAGCUGGUCGAGGGCUGGGAAAACUCUUAAUUUUCACUGAAACGUGCCAUUAGCCAAAAACCUGAGGUGGGAGAGGACCUGGAAACCACCAUAAAGUUGGUGCGUUGGCUGAUAUCAUACUCCCUUCUUCUGCAGCCUGCAGCCCCCACCAAAUCCUCUAAUGCUAGAUUUCCCUUUUGAUGCGCACACCUCCUUAACAUAGACUUGUACAAGCAACUCAAGUUAUGCCUGCACAGACACCCUGGCUGCCCUCAACCGGCCGUAUGGCCAACCCCACCAACUGGUGCUUCAAAUACAGCAGAGGUUAUGGAUGGGCCAAGGACAUUCCAGACAUUCACCCUAAAGGUCUACACGCCUUGAUUUGUAGUCUACACUCUUUUGCAAAUGAUUUGAGCGACCACUGCAUUAUUGCUGGUGUGAGAGAUACAAGGUUAUAAAUGUAAUCUGCGUAUUAUAAGCAGAAAUCUUCCGCGUGUAAGCAGAAAUCUUACACAGCACAGUCACUGCCACUAUGAAAGUGUUAAAUGAUUUCAUAAGUGCUAUUGAUUCUAAAGAAUAUUGUGCAGUGCCAUUCUUGCCAUCUGUCAAGGGAAUUUGAAACGGUUGACCACUCUGUCCUGUCUGAGGUUGGUGGAUAUUGGAUUGACUUUAAAAGCUGUAAAAUGGUUUGCCAACUACUUGAGGGGCCGAACACAAAGUGUUCAGGUUGAUUGUGUGUUCUCAAACUCCUUACUUAUGCAAAAGUAAGUCCCAUUUAAUUUACUAUUUAUGUGAAUGGCUUGUGUCAAAAUAUCAGAAAAGCAAAGUGUCAUUUUUAUGCAGAUGACACCGUUUUGUAUUGCUCUGCCUCAUCCUUAGCAAGUGCCAUAGAAUAACUGCAAUCUCCUUUUGAUACUAUUCAGGAUAAUCUCCUCAAAUUGAGACUUCGGUUACCCUUGGUAACCGAAUUACUAAGGGUUCAGCAAAUCUCCCUCCCUCAAUGCUACUGCUGCCCAGAGCUUAAUGCUUUCAGUAGUCACCCGGAUAUCCGCUUGUUCUGCGACCCCAGAACCGAAGAUGACAGUGUCAGGUUGAGGUCGCCUUCCUAAGAACCAGAUCCUGGGAAGCACCAAAGAAGCAACAGACAAUCCCUCACCUGGAAACUAUAGCAACUGAUUCAUGGGGCUACACAUCACAUCCUAGGAUCAACAUCGAUGGCUACCCCUUAUCAAGAGGCUGAGACGCAACUCCUUCAGCAGGGACAGAAGGACGGUCUCGCCUCGAGAUCGCCCGCCUUAAGGCCACUAAGCCUCUUCCGUUUAGCCUCCUGUCAGCUUCGUUUAAGAGGAGGUCUCGGACCCAUUUCCCUAUUGCCAGAUGUCAUAAACCGGCAAAGAAGACUAAAUACUUCCCCGGGACUGUACAGAAUUCCAGCGGAAUCCGGGAGUAGCUGUAGGAAAGGGAGCAGGGACAAUGGUCAACACAGUUUCCCUCUAUUGCUCACACACGAGCCGGUACUGGUAACGGGGAUAUUAAUAUAGUUUAGUUGGUCCUGGUUCAUGGUUCUUGCCACCCUACAACAUACCAUCUACUGAACCAUUCCAUCCUAGAUGAGGUUUCACACAAUUUCAUGUGCAGGUAACAUCAAUUGGCAAUCAUCAAUCAAUUGCAUUAACUGGUUAUGUUUGCCACUACUAUAUUAUUUAAUUCCAUUGCUCUCCCGCUUAUUUGCAUACGCAUGGUCAGAGCCUCUGUGUCACUGUCAACAUACUCCUGAUCUACGCACAUUAAGCCAAGAGCAAAUUGAUAAAUACCAGGUUUGGUGGAAAACUGCAUAUGCAUGGUUUAUAGACAGAUAAACCAUGCAUAUGCAACAUUGAUCAAUGAGAACUCUGGUACCUCAUAAUUUGCCUCAACCCAUCUUCCCCUGUGCGAGCCUUACCGAAGCCCCAAUGUGUCGGCCAAAUACUUUACAGGAGUGUGGGCUGCAAUGUGGACCUCAACCUCAGACAAUGUCCUGUGGGAAUCCAUGUAAUGGGAAAUAUAUUUGGCAUGGGCAAAUGGUAGGCUUUAUGACGCAUUAUCAUUAGCACAAGAAGACCAGUACCAAAUA